Molecule: messenger RNA, 1790 nt
Organism: Sclerotinia trifoliorum
Lineage: Eukaryota; Fungi; Ascomycota; Leotiomycetes; Helotiales; Sclerotiniaceae
Source: the annotation of a GenBank genome assembly
AACGGCUGAAUCAUCAAGAAGUAGUACUCCCAUUUCAAAUCCCACGUCUAACCUACAUCCUCGAUCACGGUCACCAUCACAAUCACGAACGCCCUCCCCUCCCGCCGCAAAUUCCAAACCCCACUACGCACGAACCCCAAGAAUUCCCACCCCUCAUCCCUCCUACCCUCCACCCCCACCACCAACCUCCCAUCCCAACUCAAAACCCUAACCACCACCCUCCACCACACACGCGAAACCCUGCACCUCCUCCAAAACGCCCAUUCCACCCUGCACAACAACUACCUAACCCUGGACACACAACACCGACAUCUACGCUCCACCCACGCCAAUUGUCCCAGUAAUUCCGAAGUGCAAAGUCGUAUUACAGCAUUGAUGCUAGAUCGUGAUGCUUUCCGCGAGGCGUAUAAUGAGGCGAUGGGGGAGAUGAGGGGGAAGGAUGAGGAGAUUAUGGAGUUGAGGGGUCAGGUGAGGGGCUUGAAGGAGUGGGUUAGUAGUAGUGGGCGGGGUGGGGUUGGGGGAACAGGUUACGGAUGAGGUGGUUAGGGAGAGGAUGCAGUGGAUUGGGAAUGCGUUGCAGAAUUGGGUGAUAACGAAUUUUAGGAGGGGGAGAAUUGGUAGGUUUGGUGAUUUUUUAUUAUUUUUGGCACCUUUUUUGCUAUGCAUGCAUUGUGGAGGGGGGUUUUCAUGAAUGUGUAUUACGUGAAAGAUGGGGAAUGUUUGUAUUGAUAUUGAUAAGCUGGUAUAAUUCAGUAUUAUCAAACUGACUUGUAAUAGAUUUAGACAAAGCUCCGGAUGACGUACGGCAGCAAUUAGACCAAUGGGUACCCAUGUACCAGCAUCUAGCAACAUCAUCUAAAAUAAACUUCAUACAAUCCCUCGUAUCAAGUCUAUUAGUAUAUGACAUCUUCCAAGCAUAUUUUGUCGGUCUUCCAAAACAACAAGCAAUGGAGCUCGCGCAAACCGAAACAACCUUGAGUUCGUACGGUAAGAGAUAUAAUCCUAAAUGUCCGAGGUCGUAAAGCUAAUGAAGAUAUCGAAGGUUCCGAAGAUGCUAUGAACCAAUGGCGUUCCACCACUCUCGGAAUCCUAUUAAAAGAAGCUCCUGAAAAGCUCAAAUCCGAUACAGCCAUUGUGGUUGAUACAUUCGUUGCGCAACUCAACAGUCUUCUGGAUCCGAUAUGUGACGUUCCAAGUUCGGAAGCUAGAGACCAAUCGCUUAAAACUAUAAUUCAUAGCGCUAUUGAUCUUUCGCGAUUAUUGCGAGUUCAAAAGGCAGUAUUUAGCAUUAUGAUGCCGGUGAUUGAGGGAUAUCAAAGAAUCAUGUUUGAUGAGGAGAGAAUGGAAGAUAUUGGGGGAGAGGAUGAAGAUACUUUGAACGAGCGAGAAAUUAGCUGCGUGACGUUUCCUGGGAUUGUAAAAGCUGGAGAUGAAAAUGGAGAACGGAAUUAUUUGGUUAAUAUUGUUGCGAAGAUGAAGGUACUUUGUGCACCUGAUUGAAGGGCAAGCAAGGAAGGAGAGGAAGGAGGACAGUAGCAUCUUCAUCACCGAUUACACAAAAAGGAUACCCGCGGGAGAGAGUGGAGAAGCUCUGUCUGUUACGCUGCUCUGUGACUCUUGUAUCAUGCAGCAACAAUGGGGGAGUCUUAAGUGAUAGGUUAAAUGAUAUCUUCAGACAGUAAAUCCAGCAGAUAUAGUGGAAGAGGAGUGCUGAUUCCAACAAACAAACAUAUGUGUAUGAUACGUGUACACAAUUUAAUAUCACAUAUAAUGGUUACACAGAUACCGUG